Molecule: messenger RNA, 804 nt
Organism: Chara braunii
Lineage: Eukaryota; Viridiplantae; Streptophyta; Charophyceae; Charales; Characeae
Source: the annotation of a GenBank genome assembly
CUAGGCGGCAGCAAGAUGAUCCCGAAGAACGAGAGUUCGUGCGAGAGUUAAUCGGGAAGAAGAAGGAGGAACAGAAUAGGAAAAAAGAAAUGGAAGAGAGAAGGAUAAUGGAUGAGAAAAUUAGAUCCGAGAUCGAACGAAAUGUCGAAGCAUCGGAAGUUAGAGUCAUGUCGAAGAUUCGGAGAAAAUACUUAGUCGCGAGGGACAAAGUCAAGAGGGAGGAAAUCAGGACACCUGUCCAUCGCACUCCGAUAAGGAAUGAGAAAGAUGAAGAGUUCGGAGAUUAUGUCAACAAAGGUCAAGAGGAGAUAGAGGACGAGAUUGUCAAACUUUAUAAGCUUCGUGAAGGGAAACACAAAGGGAAGGAUCUCUCUGAUUUAAACAAGCAACCUUUUGGACAACUGGUGUUUCGACGAGGCAACGAUGACGACGUGGCGGCGGAAUCCCCUCGCAUGGGAGAAAAACGGAAUCAUACCAAGAUAGCAGCCGGUUCCAGACCUAAAGAUGACCUUUGCGACCAACACGAAGCAGAAGAAAAGGUAAGGAGACUCUCGAUUUACGGAUUGGUAUUAUCAAACUCCGUAAGGAGGGUGGAUACCGCCGCCGACGACUUCUGUGCCACCGCAGCUGCUAUUCUACUCCUUUCUUCGGCUGGGAAUCGAUGUUCACCGUUCGAUUACUCUUACCGACUAAUCGACCAUUUGGAUAGGAGGCACGGGGGAUUAAGGAUCUGUUCGAGGGUUGGGGUUGGAUAGCUAUAUAUAUACUAGGGAAAGGCACAAGGAAUGAACCUAUCUCUUUGUA